Phycomyces blakesleeanus NRRL 1555(-) is the source of this 438-nucleotide messenger RNA. RefSeq lists its product as hypothetical. Gene Ontology annotation, molecular function: nucleic acid binding. The record is from RefSeq and is a predicted model, not a curated record. The transcript has 2 exons. Gene Ontology annotation, biological process: DNA integration. NCBI's taxonomy places the organism in Eukaryota, Fungi, Mucoromycota, Mucoromycetes, Mucorales, Phycomycetaceae. Bases 1 to 438 code for a protein of 145 amino acids.
AUGGACCUAGCUGAACCAUUUGUCAUAACAGAGAACCAGAAUCUAUAUAUUUUUGUGGUUGUGGAUGUCGCAACAUGUUACAUUAUUGCACAACCACUACUAAACAAACAGAGUGAUAGUGUCACAAAGACACUGAUGAGUAUAUUUAGAGAUUAUGGGAUUGUGAUUGUUGGGCAUUUUAUACAGUCUGAUAAUAGCCACCAAUUUUGUAAUGACAUUACUGACGCAAGUGUAAGGUUGAUUACCAACACUCUUCGGAAGUUAUCUGGUCAGGAUUUUAGAAAUUGGGAUGAAAUAUUACCUACUAUACAAUUGUGUUGCAACAUGAAAGUGCGACCCAGAUCAGAGUCUAGUUCUUUUUUCUUGAUGUUUGCACGCAAGAUGAAUUGGAUUGGAGACUACUCUCAAGAAGGAGUAACGGAUAAAACAGUGUGUUGA